AUGACGGACAUCAAUACCCGUUUCCGGGGGCUUCUACAGCGCCCGUACGAGCCCACGUUCGUGCCGAAGUCAAACGGCCAGCUGUACUACGAUCUACCGGAUAGCUACCUGACCGAUCACUAUCGGCCGUUCGGGGCCGCCCUGCAGAACCGCUUCGGAACGAACGCGCAAACCCGCAUCCCGUUGCCGAACAUUACCGCACCGGAUUUGGCGUUCGCGGACGUGGUUAGCCGUCGCGGUGCGUUCUCGGUGUUCCAGCCGGCCCAUCAGCGGGUUGCCGGGCAGUUGGUCGAGCUGUUUCUGGCCCAAUCGAAUCCGGAUUCGCUCAGUGCGAUGGCGGUGUUUGCGCGCGAUCGUGUCAACGGGCCACUGUUUCAGUACGCACUGUCCGUGGCGCUAAUGCAUCGUGACGAUACGAGGGGCGUUGACAUACCGAGCUUCCUGGAGCUGUUCCCCGACCGGUACGUCGAUCCGUCCGUGUUCCCGCAGCUGCGUGAGGAGGGCAAUCUGGUGGAUUCGGGCGAUCGGCGCGCGGUGGAGAUUCCCAUGAACUAUACGGCGUCGGAGCGUGUCGACGAGCAGCGGCUGGCAUACUGGCGGGAGGAUAUCGGUGUGAACCUGCACCACUGGCACUGGCAUUUGGUGUACCCGGCCCGUGGACCGGACCGAACGGUCCGGAAGGAUCGCCGGGGGGAGCUGUUCUACUACAUGCACCAGCAGACGAUGGCCCGGUACAACAUCGAACGGUUCGCCAAUGGGCUACCGAAGGUGGAACCGUUGCGCCAUCUUCGACAAGCCAUUCCUGAGGGGUACUUCCCGAAGAUCACCCGCAGCUCGGACGGGCGGUCAUAUCCGGCGCGGCAUCCUAAUCAGACGCUUAGUGAUCUGAAGCGAACGGAGGAUGGCGUUAUCGUCUCGAUCGCCGACAUGGAACUCUGGACGUCCAGGAUUUUCGAGGCCAUCGACAAUGGGUACGCACAAUCGGCCAAUAACGAGCGCAUUUCCCUUGACAACGACAGUGGGAUCGAUCUGUUGGGCAACAUAGUGGAGGCGAGUACGCUCUCGGUGAACUUGCAGUACUACGGCGAUCUGCACAACAAUGGCCACAACAUCCUCGGCUAUAUCCACGAUCCGGACAAUUCGUACCUGGAAGGAUUCGGAGUGGUCGGAGAUAAUACGACCGCGAUGCGUGAUCCCGUGUUUUACCGUUGGCAUCAGCACAUCGAUGACAUCUUCCAGCGUCACAAGCAACGGCUUCCGGCGUACACUGGCCCGCAGCUGGCAUUCAACGACGUUGCGGUAGACAACUUUGAGAUACAGCUGAACAAAGCGAACGCUCCGACGAACAUCCUGCUGACGUUCUGGCAACGGUCGCAGGUGAACCUCGGCACCGGGUUGGACUUCGGGCCGGAAGGAAACCUGUUCGCCACGUUCACGCACAUCCAGCAUGCGCCGUUUUCGUACCGGAUCCGGGUGACCAACCGGGCCGGUGAUACCCGCCGUGGUACGGUUCGCAUUUUCCUCGGACCGAAGACGAACGAGAGCGGACAAACGCUUCCGUUCCGUGAGCAGCGGCGAUUGAUGGUGGAAUUGGACAAGUUCACCGUGACAUUGAAUCCGGGACAGAACUCGAUCGUGCGUCGCGGAGAUCAAUCCAGCGUUACCAUUCCGUACGAGCGUACGUUCCGCAACGUGUCCGCAUCGACGGUGUCCGGCAAUGAAGCGUUCCAAUUUUGCAACUGCGGCUGGCCGAAUCACAUGCUGAUUCCGAAGGGUUCACCCGAAGGGCGCGAGUACGAUUUCUUCGUCAUGGUUACCGAUUACACGCAGGAUCGUGUUGAAGACUUCGAUGAAAACGUCAACUGCAACGAUGCGCACGUGUUCUGCGGGCUCCGUGGACGGCGCUAUCCGGAUGCUCGGAGUAUGGGCUUCCCGUUCGAUCGUUUCACCCCCGGAUCGGUGGGCAGUUUGUUGGACUUCACGAAGCCGUACGUCAACAUGCGUGUGACACCGGUGAAGGUUCGCUUCACCAAUACGGUCAUCGCAAGGUCCUAA
Anopheles coustani is the source of this 2055-nucleotide messenger RNA. Its product is annotated as phenoloxidase 8-like. NCBI's taxonomy places the organism in Eukaryota, Metazoa, Arthropoda, Insecta, Diptera, Culicidae. The coding region runs from base 1 to 2055 and encodes 684 amino acids. The transcript has 6 exons. The record is from RefSeq and is a predicted model, not a curated record. Gene Ontology annotation, molecular function: oxidoreductase activity.